CGGAGAAAAAGCUUCACCUCGUUCUUCACCCCCUUGUUAUAUUACUCUCUCUGCUCUCAACGAACAUAACAAUACGAAUUCGAAAGACCUCACACAGAUCUAUCGUUCUCUUCUUUUUCUCUCUGUCGUUUCGGUCUCAAACGCUAUGGCGUUUUGGAGGUCCUUGGCGUUCUCCGCGAUUCUUCUUCCACUCUUCAUCCAUGGCGCACUCUGCUUCUACCUCCCUGGCGUUGCUCCACAGGACUUCCAGAAGGGAGAUCCAUUGCAAGUAAAAGUAAACAAAUUAACUUCAACGAAGACUCAGCUUCCAUAUACAUACUAUUCUCUUCCGUACUGUGCACCAGAGAAAAUAUUGGAUAGCGCUGAAAAUCUUGGAGAAGUGCUUCGUGGUGAUCGCAUUGAAAAUUCUCGAUAUGUGUUUAAGAUGCGUGAACCACAAAUGUGCAAUAUUGUGUGUAAGCUUAAGCUUGAUGCCAAAACUGCAAAAGAGUUCAAAGAGAAGAUUGAUGAUGAGUAUCGAGUGAACAUGAUCCUAGAUAACCUUCCUCUAGUUGUUCCCAUAAAACGGGUGGAACCGGACUCUACUGUUUAUCAACUUGGUUUCCAUGUUGGACUCAAAGGGCAGUAUACUGGGAGCAAGGAAGAGAAGCAUUUUAUUCACAACCAUUUGGCUUUUACGGUCAAGUAUCAUAGAGAUACACUUACUGAAUCUGCUAGAAUUGUGGGCUUUGAGGUUAAGCCUUUCAGUGUUAAACACGAAUUUGAAGGGAAGUGGGAUGAACAGGCCACCCGUUUGACAACCUGUGACCCUCAUGCUAAACACACAGUUGUGAAUUCGAACACUCCUCAAGAGGUCGAAGAGAACAAGGAAAUUAUCUUCACCUAUGAUGUUGAAUUCCAGGAGAGUGAUGUGAAGUGGGCUUCAAGAUGGGAUGCCUAUUUGCUGAUGAGUGAUGACCAAAUUCACUGGUUCUCAAUUGUUAAUUCAUUGAUGAUUGUUCUCUUUCUCUCGGGCAUGGUAGCAAUGAUAAUGCUUCGUACACUUUACCGUGAUAUUUCAAAGUACAAUGAAUUAGAAACCCAAGAAGAAGCACAGGAAGAGACUGGUUGGAAGCUUGUCCACGGUGAUGUUUUUAGGCCACCAAACAACCCAGAUUUGCUAUGUGUUUAUGUUGGGACGGGUGUUCAGUUUUUUGGAAUGAUACUAGUAACAAUGAUGUUUGCUGUCCUGGGGUUCCUUUCUCCUUCAAACCGAGGUGGGCUAAUGACGGUCAUGCUCUUGCUUUGGGUUUUCAUGGGAAUUUUCGCUGGUUAUGCCUCGGCUCGCUUAUAUAAAAUGUUCAAAGGAGCAGAGUGGAAGAAAAUUGCCCUCAAAACUGCAAUCAUGUUCCCUGGAAUCGUUUCUGCCAUUUUCUUUGUAUUAAAUGGUCUGAUAUGGGGACAAAAAUCGUCUGGAGCAGUGCCAUUUGGAACAAUGUUUGCCCUGAUCUUUUUAUGGUUUGGGAUCUCGGUUCCACUUGUUUUUGUUGGUGCCUAUGUUGGGUUUAAGAAGCCUGCGACUGAAAGUCCUGUGAAGACAAACAAAAUCCCAAGGCAGAUCCCUGAGCAGGCAUGGUACAUGAAUCCAGUCUUCUCAAUUCUGAUCGGAGGAAUACUUCCAUUUGGAGCUGUUUUCAUUGAGCUUUUCUUCAUCCUCACUUCAAUAUGGUUGAAUCAGUUCUACUACAUCUUCGGCUUCCUCUUCUUGGUCUUUACCAUCCUCAUUGUCACUUGUGCUGAAAUAACCAUUGUGCUCUGCUACUUCCAGUUGUGCAGUGAGGAUUACUUGUGGUGGUGGCGGUCUUACCUUACAUCUGGCUCAUCUGCUCUUUAUCUAUUUCUUUAUGCAACAUUCUACUUCUUCACCAAGCUUGAAAUCACAAAGUUGGUAUCUGGGUUAUUGUACUUCGGUUACAUGCUUAUAGCUUCCUAUGCCUUCUUUGUUGUAACUGGAUCCAUCGGAUUUUACGCAUGCUUUUGGUUCACAAGGCUCAUCUAUUCCUCGGUCAAGAUUGAUUAGUUAUAGCAAUCAGUGGGUUGGAUUAAUCUACUAUACUUCUUGAAGGACGAAGACCAUUUGUGUAAGGAUUUUCAAAUUCAGGUACUGAUGUCAUGUUCAGAAUCAGAUGUAACCUAUUCUAUACAGUUUUGAAUUGUGACAACACCGUUAUUCUUUUGUUUCAAUAUCUUUUACUUGCCAGAGUUGUCGAAGUGUAGAUUUUAAGGUGUACGCUGCAGUCUUAACUUGGCGUUUUCUGUGUUACUUUCGGAGAAUUACAAUUUGGCUCCUUGUCAGAUGAUUUUUUAUUAUUAGCGGUGUAAUAAAAAUGAUAUCCCAACAACGUAGUUCGAACUUA
Molecule: messenger RNA, 2396 nt
Organism: Vigna angularis (adzuki bean)
Lineage: Eukaryota; Viridiplantae; Streptophyta; Magnoliopsida; Fabales; Fabaceae
Product: transmembrane 9 superfamily member 8
Exons: 7
Coding region: 146-2059 (637 amino acids)
Biological process (GO): protein localization to membrane
Cellular component (GO): membrane
Source: RefSeq, a predicted model, not a curated record